AUGGUGACUGGCUUAUUGAGGAGACACACUAAGAAAGGAGGGAUGGAGAAGAGACGCAAUGAGAACACAAUGAUGCAGAGCAGAUACACAGAGAACAGACUCUACAACAGUAGGAUGGAGUUUGCACGUGCUACAAGAGCUAGUCUGCUGGGGUCGCUAACUCCUGAGUACUUCAGUCAAGGAUGGUUGUUCCCAGAAUGGGCCUACAGGUCUGAGUCCAGCCCUGGGAGCAGACAAAUUCAGCUCUGGCAUUUUAUUUUGGAUUUGCUCCAGAGGGAAGAGUAUCGAGAAGUGAUAUGCUGGCAGGGGGAAUAUGGACAAUUCGUGAUCAUAGACCCUGAGAAAGUGGCGAGACUGUGGGGGCAGCGAAAGGGGAAAAAGCACAUGAAUUAUGACAAGCUAAGUCGUGCUCUCAGGUAUUAUUAUAACAAGCAGAUUCUGCAGAAGACAAAGGGGAAACGUUUCACCUACAAGUUUAACUUCAGUCACCUGUUCCUUGUUCAUUACCCAAUCUGGGAUGUGAAUAACAGACACCUCACGCUAUCUGGGCUCCAGUCCUUGCCCUCGCCCAUACCUCUAUCCCCACCUCUAUCCGAGUCCACACCCCUGCCCUUUCCCACACCAAUGGCAGUGCCCCCUCGCUUAUCUCUACCCAUACCCCUAUACUUUCCCAAACCAUUUCUGCCCAUGCCUCUGGCUGUGCCCCCUUCCCAAUCUCUGCCCACUUCCCUGAUCCUGAACCGGCCUCUGUUUGUGCCACUGCUCCUGGCUCUGCACACUCCACAGAAUCUUGGAUCUGAGUCCUUCCAGGCUGCUCAGCUCCGAAUCCGGGUUCCCUCAGAGGAUCCUCAGAUAUUGGACUCCUUCAAUAUUGGGUUUCCCUGA
This is a messenger RNA of Callorhinchus milii (elephant shark), 885 nucleotides long. RefSeq names its product ETS domain-containing transcription factor ERF-like. Gene Ontology annotation, molecular function: DNA-binding transcription factor activity, RNA polymerase II-specific; sequence-specific DNA binding. NCBI's taxonomy places the organism in Eukaryota, Metazoa, Chordata, Chondrichthyes, Chimaeriformes, Callorhinchidae. Gene Ontology annotation, biological process: regulation of transcription by RNA polymerase II; cell differentiation. Gene Ontology annotation, cellular component: nucleus. The transcript is spliced from 6 exons. The coding region runs from base 1 to 885 and encodes 294 amino acids. The record is from RefSeq and is a predicted model, not a curated record.